AUCGGCCAGCAGCAACAGCAGCAGUAGAGUCUCACUCCUCCUGCGGGGAUCAAGUCGCACUCUGCCGGGGUUCUCCAACUUUGCCGUCGCCGAGUUUGUUUUUAUUUUAUGUAUUAUUUUUAAACAAGAUGCAAAGCUGCGCCAAGUCGUGGGGCAUCUUCGCGACCAAGUCGGCGAGCCGAAGCGCCGGACGCGGGAAUGUGGCUGCCAAGAGCCGCGUGCUCUGGAAGCCCGGCUGCCGGGGAUCAGGCUCCACCGGUGGCGGCUGGGCGUCCCUGGCAACGCGGGGUGUGCGGACCUCCGCAUCCGUGUGCUCCCGGCGCAUCGAGAGAAUCCUUCCCAGGCAUGACGACUUUGCCGAGCGGCACAUCGGGCCAGGUGAGCGGGAGAAGAGGGACAUGCUGGACGUGCUGGGACUGGAGUCCAUCGAACAGCUGAUAGAAAGCACGGUGCCAUCCACCAUCCGCAUGAGGCAGAGCAUGAAGCUGGAUGACCCAGUGUGUGAGAAUGAAGUCCUGGAGACGCUGUACAAGAUCGCAUCCCAAAACAAGGUCUGGCGUUCCUACAUCGGCAUGGGCUACUACAACUGUUCCGUGCCGCCGCCCAUCCAGCGGAACCUGCUGGAGAAUGCCGGCUGGGUGACCCAGUACACACCCUACCAACCUGAGGUGUCCCAAGGCCGCCUGGAGUCUCUCCUAAAUUACCAGACGAUGAUCUGUGACAUCACAGGCCUGUCCAUGGCCAACGCCUCGCUGCUGGACGAGGGGACAGCCGGCGCCGAGGCCAUGCAGCUUUGCCACAGACAGAACAAAAGAAGAACCUUCUACAUUGACCCGCGUUGUCACCCUCAGACCAUUGCUGUGGUGCAGACCAGAGCCAAUUACAUUGGAGUCAAGACGGUGCUGAAGCUGCCUCACGAGAUGGACUUCAGCGGGAAAGACAUCAGUGGCGUGUUGUUUCAAUAUCCUGAUACUGACGGCCGAGUGGAGGACUUCACCUCCCUCGUGGACCGUGCACAUAAGGGCGGAGCUUUAGCGUGCUGCGCCACUGACCUUCUGGCACUCUGUGUGCUGCGUCCUCCCGGCGAGUUUGGGGUGGACAUUGCGCUCGGAAGCUCCCAGAGGUUCGGAGUCCCUCUUUGCUACGGGGGUCCUCACGCUGCCUUCUUCUCCGUCAGAGAAAACCUGGUCCGGAUGAUGCCCGGCAGAAUGGUUGGGGUCACCAGGGAUGCAGCGGGCAAGGAAGUGUACCGCCUCGCGCUGCAGACUCGAGAGCAGCACAUUCGGAGAGACAAAGCAACCAGCAACAUCUGCACAGCUCAGGCUCUGCUGGCCAACAUGGCUGCAAUGUUCACACUCUACCACGGCCCCCAAGGACUCAAACACAUUGCAGAGAGGACGCACAACGCGACCCUGAUCCUUGCCGAGGGUCUGAAGAGAGCAGGGCAUCGGCUGCACAGUGAGAUGUUCUUCGACACACUCAAAAUCAACUGUGGCGUGGCAGCCAAGGACAUCUUGGAGAGAGCCGCGCAGAGGCAGAUCAACCUGAGGGUCUACUCUGAGGGACUGUUGGGCGUAUCGCUGGACGAGACCGUGACUGAACGAGACUUGGACGACCUGCUCUGGGUCUUUGGCUGUGAAUCCUCCGCCGAGCUGAUCGCUGAGCAGAUGGGUGAACGGUCAAAGGGCAUCUUGGGAAGUCCUUUCAAGAGGACGAGCAAGUUCCUAACCCAUCAGGUCUUCAACAGUUACCACUCGGAGACAAACAUCGUACGUUACAUGAAGCGUCUAGAGAACAAAGACAUCUCGCUGGUGCACAGUAUGAUCCCACUGGGCUCUUGCACCAUGAAGCUGAACAGUUCCUCAGAGCUCAUGCCCAUCACCUGGAGGGAGUUUGCCAACAUUCACCCGUUCGUGCCUCUGGACCAGGCUGAGGGCUACCAGAAGCUCUUCAAGCAGCUGGAGAAGGACCUCUGUGAGGUGACAGGCUAUGACAAGAUCUCCUUCCAGCCUAACAGUGGUGCUCAGGGAGAAUACGCCGGCCUGGCAGCCAUCAAGGCCUACCUGAACUCAAAGGGAGAGACCUCGAGAAGUGUGUGUCUGAUUCCCAAGUCGGCCCAUGGCACGAACCCAGCCAGCGCUCAGAUGGCGGGCAUGAAGGUCCAGGUGGUGGAGGUGGACAAAGACGGCAACAUUGACCUGGCCCACCUCAAAGCUCUGGUGGACAAACACAAGGUCAACCUGGCGGCCAUGAUGAUCACGUACCCCUCCACCUUCGGUGUCUUUGAGGAGCACAUCCAGGACAUAUGCGACCUGAUUCACCAGCACGGCGGCCAGGUGUACCUGGACGGGGCCAACAUGAAUGCGCAGGUGGGUGUAUGCCGUCCCGGGGAUUACGGCUCAGACGUGUCCCACCUCAACCUGCACAAGACCUUCUGCAUCCCUCACGGGGGAGGAGGACCCGGCAUGGGCCCCAUCGGCGUGAAAGCCCACCUGGCCCCCUUCCUGCCCAGCCACCCGGUGGUCUCCAUGCGCUCGGUCAACAGCAGCAGCUCGCUGGGCACCAUCAGCGCCGCCCCCUGGGGCUCCAGCGCCAUCCUGCCCAUCUCCUGGGCCUACAUCAAGAUGAUGGGCUCCAAGGGUCUGAUUCACGCCACAGAGAUGGCUAUCCUCAAUGCCAACUACAUGGCCAAGAGGUUGGAGGGUCACUACAAGAUCCUCUUCAGAGGGGCCAAAGGCUUUGUCGCCCACGAGUUCAUUCUGGACGUCAGGCCUUUCAAAAAGACCGCCAACGUGGAGGCCGUGGACGUGGCCAAGAGGCUCCAGGAUUACGGUUUCCAUGCGCCCACGAUGUCGUGGCCAGUGGCAGGGACCCUCAUGAUCGAGCCCACCGAGUCAGAGGACAAAGCGGAGAUGGACCGGUUCUGCGAUGCUCUGCUGGGCAUCCGCCAGGAGAUCGCAGACAUCGAGGAGGGAAGGAUGGACUCUCGCCUCAACCCCCUUAAGAUGGCGCCUCACUCGCUGGCCUGCGUGUCAUCCUCCACCUGGGAAAGACCUUACUCCAGAGAGUUUGCUGCAUUCCCCUUGCCCUUCAUUCGCCCCGAGACCAAGUUCUGGCCAAGUAUUUCCAGGAUUGACGACAUCUACGGCGACCAGCACCUGGUUUGCACCUGCCCCCCUAUGGAGGUCUACGAGUCACCUUACGAGGAGAACAGAGCCUCCUCAUAGGGCGAGGAGGAGGAAAGGACUGCCGUGUAUGCAAAUAUAAUUUAAUAUUUUGUUUCAUUCCCUGUUAUCAAACUUCAUGUAGUUGUUGAUGUAUGAACAAUGAUUUCAUUCCUUAGACAUAUUGAAAAUAUGGAAUCAGGACGACACACUUUUCUUGAAAUAAAUGUUAAAAACAAAAAACGAAAACCCACCAUGGACCAAAGGUGCAACUUUGACUUUUCCAAUGUUGCAAAACAAGUGCACCAUAAAGAGUACUUUCCAACAAAACAAACAA
Molecule: messenger RNA, 3501 nt
Organism: Doryrhamphus excisus (bluestripe pipefish)
Lineage: Eukaryota; Metazoa; Chordata; Actinopteri; Syngnathiformes; Syngnathidae
Gene: gldc
Product: glycine dehydrogenase (decarboxylating)
Biological process (GO): glycine decarboxylation via glycine cleavage system
Cellular component (GO): glycine cleavage complex; mitochondrion
Molecular function (GO): glycine dehydrogenase (decarboxylating) activity; pyridoxal phosphate binding; glycine binding
Source: RefSeq, a predicted model, not a curated record